AUGGAUGAUACAAUGAGGGUGAUUGACACAGAAUCUAAAUCAUUCAAUGAGACAGAGGUUCCAACUGGUUCUCUACCCAAAGGCUUGACGAUAUCAAAAGAUGGAAAAACUUUUAUCGCCACGUUAAAUGAUGUACAUAUCAUCAAGGAUGGAAAAAUCGUUUAUAGUAUUCCGUUGCCUUCUCCCUCCGGUGCCAUUGCCAUUAACCCUAGUGGUACAGAAAUUGCGGUUGGAAGUGAAGAUGCUAAGGUUCGGAUUUACAGAGUAAAUAAUGCCGAACUCGAGGAGAAAGAACGAUUAACGGACAACCGAGGUGCAAUCACAGCUAUUGCAUAUUCUCCCGACGGGUCUCUGCUUGCUGUAGGGGACUCCCUAGGAAAAAUAAUUGCGUAUGACGCGGAAAGCAAAAAGAACAAGGAAUUCUACUGGGGCUUUCACACCGCAAAGGUUAAUUCUAUUGCUUGGUCGCCUGAUAGCCUUCAUGCUGCAAGCGGUUCGCUGGAUACCAAUGUCUACGUUUGGAGUGUCGAAAAACCGACGAAAAAUGUUGCCAUAAAAGGCGCUCAUCAGGUUAACGUUAAUGGAUUGAGACCAUCAGAGAGAAAAUUGUUGGAACCGUAUCUAAGGGAAAUUGAAAAACUUCAAAACGAAAAUGCAAGCUUAAAGAGGGAUCACCGUGUGAUUGAAUCGCGCCAGGAAGAAAUCAUCAAGAAUCAACUCAAGGACCUUGCGAUGACCAAGAGGUUGCUGUCCGAAACGCAAGAAGACUUUGAUCUGUUAUUAAAGAAAUACAAUAUUCAUAUCGAUGAAGCUUCGAAUGUUAAUAAGAAGAAGACCGAAAAUUUCACUCGGAAUUCCACGACUUCAUCCUCACGCGAUGAUCGUAAAGCCCUAAUCACUCUGCAAGAAUCGAUUAAAGAUAUUUACGACUUAAUUGAAAGGGCUAGAGGGAAUUACGGUAGUUCGAGGAAUAGCCUAGGAAUGGAUACUGGCAAAGAUGUGAAAGCAUGUUCUGAAGACGGCGACGAAGAUUUUGACGACCUAAAAGCGAGAAUCAGAAAGAUGAGCUUGCAACUUGCGCUUUGCCAGAAAGAAUUAGAAAUCACGAGUGAUGCAAAUCAGAUUGCUCGUGACACCUCCAAGUUUAUGCUCGAGAUUCUCCCUUUUAAAGAUCUCGCGUCGAGGCCUUCAAUAUCAGGUCUUGAUCCUGAGAAAGAUUGCAAAGUGAACGAGGAACAUCGAAAUUUUAAAGACGAGACAAACAUUGAAGUCGAAUCAAAGUAUGAUGCAGAUAUUUUUCAUGCGGAACCAGUGGAUUACAUGGAUAUUGAUCCUAAUGUCGGAUCAAUUUCCCAAAAUUCCGUCCCAAUCUCAAGGUCUACUUCAAAUCCAACUUCACUGAAUUCAAUGUCCAAAUGCUUGGCCACAAAAGAUACGGACGAAACGAAAUCUAACGAUAUUAAUAUUAUAACGUCUGAUUGCUGCAAUCCAACAUUCGAAGCUGUCGAUGAGAUAACACCCAACAACUUGAAUGCAUCAAUUAAACUUCCCACGAAGUCAUUUGUAUCCUUCCCGACAAGACCCUCACCACUCUUCAAUAGUCCUAUGCGCUCAAUGAAUACUGGUUUCGUCACCUUUACAAGAGCACGCGACGCGAAAUUCAAUGAACCAACAAUCUAUAGAAAAUUCACGAACGAUUCCUCAUACAAAAGGUAUUACGUAUGCGAAUGGGACGAAUGUGCAAGGUUCUACGUGACAAAGAAAGAGUUGAAG
Molecule: messenger RNA, 1773 nt
Organism: Acaulospora colombiana
Lineage: Eukaryota; Fungi; Glomeromycota; Glomeromycetes; Diversisporales; Acaulosporaceae
Source: the annotation of a GenBank genome assembly